CAUUUCUCCGGAGGGAAGAGGUGGGGAGUCUCCGGUGACUUGGGAUACUUUUAAAAGUAAAAUAUCUGUUUUUCAGAAACAAAGUAAGAUUGUUUCUGGACCCCUUUGAAUGGAAACUAAAGGGCUUCCUUCCUGCAUUCUCUCAUGUUAUUGAUUCUCUAAAACUGGAAAAUAAUGCAGCGGGUGAAACGGGUGGAGUAUGAAGAAGAAGGGGAGUAUGUUGUGGAGACUUCGAAGGUGAUGUCGUACGAAACACAGGUUACCGAGUCUGGUGACUUGCCUGCACGGAAGGUCAAGAAGAAAGUAAAGGUUGACACUUCCAAGUUCAUGACCCCAUACCUGGCUCACAGCCAGAAGAUGCAGGAGCUGUUUAGCCAUAACAAGUACAGAGAAAGUUAUGACUUGAACAAAGGCCAGCCGUACUUUAUCACAUCGGACGUUCCUGAGAUAAUCAGGAUCAAAAAAGCCCAGGAUCAGCUCAGUGAGGUCAAAUAUCGUAUGGAGGGAGUAAAGUCCCAAACCAUGUGUAACUACGAUGGUGAGGCCAGGGAGAUAACCCACGUAAGGAAUGUUUCUGAGCUGGUCAGCAAAGUUCUGUACAGACAGAAGUGGGAUGAAACUAAGGAUAAGUACUUGCUGCCCCCCGACGCCCCAGACCUUGUACUAGCCGUGAAGAAUGCCGCAAACUUUAGCAAGAAACUGUACACGGAGUCCUGGGAUGAGGAAAAGACAAUGUACUACCCUUACAGUGACAGUCCAGAGCUUCGCAGAGUGGCCAAAGCACAGGAGAUCCUGAGUGAUAUCAAGUAUAAGAAGGGGCAUGAUGAGCGCAAAAGAAAGUAUACCUCACUGGCAGACCCCCCGGACGUAGAGCUGGCCAAGAAAGUCUUCACUCAACUAAGUGAUCUCAAGUAUCGCGAGGAUUACAACAAGAAUGUUAAGGGCCAGUGGUGUGAGACGCCAUACUUUGAUGUAGCUAUCGGAAGAAUGGUUAUGGACAACAUCAGCGCAAAAAAGUACACGGCCGACUAUGAAGAAAUCAAAGACCAAAUUUACUUCAUGCAAACAGAGACCCCAGAAUAUGAAUCGCACAAAAAAUCUGGAAGUGCUGCUAGCGGAGUUAAGUACAAGAAGGACUAUGAGAAGACCAAAGCAGUGGCCGAUUACAAUGUUCUCCCAGCAACUGAAAACCCCCUGCUGAGACAAAUGAGAUAUGCUGGCAAUAUUCUGAGUGAUGUAGUCUACAAGGAGAGCUACGAGAAAUCGAGGGGGUCAAGUAUCAAUUAUUGUGACACCCCCAAGUACAAAAUGGACAACGUGCUAAAGAAGUUUUCUGAUCUACACUAUAAAGAAGUUUAUGAGAGUCAGGUGAAGGGACAUUACAUGGGCAGCUACGAGGACAUCGGCACGCUUCGCUGCCAGAAGAUAGAGGAGAUGAAAAGUGAUAAAAAUUAUAAAGCAGAUUAUGAAGACAUGAAGACAAGAUGCUACUUUCCCCAGACAAUAACUCCUGGAUAUGAAGCAAUAAAGAAAUUAAAAGAUUGUAGUGAUAAAAAAUACAAACGUCACCCAGACACUGUGAAGUUCACCCAAGUGACAGAUUCGCCUGUUCUGGUGCAGGCAGCUAUCAACGCCAAGCAACUAAGUGAUCUGAAUUACAAAGAAAGCUAUGAAAAGGAGAAGUUCAAAUGUAAUUUACCCGUUGAGUACCCUGCCUUCCUGCAGUCCAGAGUCAAUGCUUACAACCUCAGCGAUACUUGCUACAAGCAUAACUGGGAGAAAGAAAAGGCCAAACAUUUCAGGAUUAAAGAAGAUGCCAUCUCCGUACUUGCAGCCCGUGCUCACGCUAACAUAGCCAGUGAUGUGAAAUACAAGAAGGAGUAUGAGAAGCAGAGAGGACAUAUGAUCGGGGCGCUCAGUAUUCGAGACGACCCAAAGAUUUUGCAUUCUGUUCAUGUAGCUAAAAUUCAGAGUGAUCGUGAAUACAAGAAGCAUUAUGAGAAAUCGAAGACCAAAUAUCACGCACCACUGGACAUGAUGCUGGUCACUCUGGCAAAGAAGUCACAAGCCAUUGCCAGUAAUAAGGGCUACAAGAACCUCAUUCACCGCUACUUCUUGCCCUAUGACAGCAUCUCCCUGGAGCUGGCUAAGAAAGCUAACAUGCUGCAGAGUGAGAACGAGUAUCGAGAUGACUAUAAAGCCAAUGUGAAGGGAUGUCCGUGGGUCCCUUUUGGCUCAAUAGAUGUGGAGAAAGCUAAGAAGGCAGCCCAGAUCCUCAGCGAGAAAAAAUACAGGCAGCACCCAGACACCCUCCGCUUCACGGCCGUCCCAGACCACCCGGUCAUGAUGCAGGCCUUAGUAAACCAGAUUCAGAGGAGUGAUCUGCACUACAAGAAAGGCCUGGAUGGUAUUCUUCAGAAAUACUCCCUGCCCCCUGAUGCACCCGGGUUUCUCCAGGCCAAAUGUAAUGCCUACAACCUGAGCGAGAAAUACUACAAACUCGACUGGCAGAAAACCAUCGCAAAAGGACACGGCUUGAAGAAUGACGCCAUUUCCGUCAUCGCCGCAAAGAAAGGCCGGCAUGCCGUCAGUGACUACCAAUACAAAAAAGAGUUUAUGAAGGCUAGAGGUCAUCAUGUGGGCUUCCGCAGUCUUCAGGACGAUCCCUUACUGGUCCAUUACAUGCACGUGGCUAAGAUACAAAGUAAUAGAGAGUACACAAAAGACUACCACAAGAUCAAACUGAAGUACCAGUCUCCUGUAGACAUGCUGGCAGUUACACAAGCCAAGCAUGCUUCUUCUGUAAACACCAACAUCGGCUAUAAACGGCUCAUUCAUCGUUACUUCCUCCUACCCGACGCCCUGAACUUCGAUUUAGCUCGGAAUAUGAGCAACAUUGCAAGCGACCAUAACUACAAAUUGGACUACGAGAGCUACGUGAAGGGAACUGGCUGGAUCCCUAUAGGUUCUCUUGACGUGGAGAAAGCUAAAAAGGCCGCAGCAGCUCUGAAUGAAAAGAAAUACAGACAGCACCCUGACACCAUCAAGUUCACCUCUGUUAUGGACACCCCUGUAUUUGUGCAAGCCAAACUCAGUGGACAGCAACUAAGUGACAGACAGUACAAAGCCAGCGGAGAGAAGUUUGUACACACCUACCACCUUCCCGCAGAUGCUCCGCAGUUCUUGCAGGCCAAGUAUAACGCAGCCAACAUCAGCCCAAGUUAUUACAAGUAUAGCCAUAAAAAGGAUCUCCUGAAGGGUCACCAUUUGAAGGGAGAUUCCGUUCAAGUUGUUGCUGCUAAGUCUUCCAGAGAUAUUGCCAGCGAUUAUAAAUACAAGCUAGCCUACAUGAAAUCCCGAGGACAUCAUGUGGGCUUCCGCAGCAUCAAGGACGACCCCCUGCUAGUGCAUUACAUGGGAGUGGCCAAAAUGCAGAGCGACAGAAAUUAUAAGAAGGAGUACCACAAGGCCAAGCUGAAGUAUCACGCGCCGGUGGACAUGAUCAGUGUCGUGCAGGCCAAGCACGCCUCUGCCGUGAGCACGCACAUCGGCUAUAAGAAACUCGUCCACAACUACAUCCUCCUGCCUGAUGCUAUGAACCUGCAACUGAGCCGCAACAUGAUGGAGAUACAGAGCGAUAAUGCCUACAAGUACGAUUACAACAACAUCUACAAGGGUGCGGGCUGGGUGCCCAUUGGGUCCUUGGAUGUGGAGAAAGCCAAGGCAGCUCGCCGGGCCCUCGAUGAAAAGUCUUACCGCCAGCAUCCCAGCACCUUCAAGUUCACCAGUCUCGCGGACUCAAUGAAUAUGUCCUUGGCCAUGAGCAACACCAAGAUGUUUAAUGACGAGGCUUAUAAGUCUUCUGGUGAGAAGGUGAAGCACACGUACCACCUCCCUGCCGACAGCCCACAGUUCCUUCAAGCCAAGUUUAAUGCCAUAAGUCUAAGUGAGGUUCACUAUAAACACCAGUGGAAGAAGGACAUUAAGAAGGGAUAUGAUAUGAAACCAGAUGCUGUCCCCAUUGUUGCGGCUAAACACGGGAGACACAUUGCUAGCAACUAUCAAUAUAAGAAGGAAUACGAGAAGGCCAGGGGUCAUCAUGUGGGCUUCCGCAGCAUCAAGGACGACCCCUUGCUAGUGCACUACAUGGAGGUGGCCAGGAUUCAGAGCGACAGAAACUAUAAGAAGGAGUACCACAAGGCUAAGCUGAAGUACCACGCGCCGGUUGACAUGCUCAGUGUCGUGCAGGCCAAGCACGCCUCUGCCGUGAGCACGCACAUCGGCUAUAAGAAACUUAUCCACAACUACAUCCUCCUUCCUGACGCCCUGCCUCUGGAGCUAGCUCGUACUAGGAAUGUUACUUCCAGUGACUAUGAAUAUAAGAGUGACUACAACAGUUAUGUGAAGGGAAUAGGGUGGGUGCCCAUCGGCUCAUUAGCAGUGGAAACCGCCAAGCUUGGCAGUCGGCUGCAGAGUGAUAAGAAGUACAGAACCCAUCCAUCCACGUUCCAGUACAAAAAGCUGAUGGAUUCAAUGGAUUUGGCUCUCGCUACUGCCAGCAACCAGAUCAUGAACAAGAAAGCAUACACAGAAGCGUGGAAUAAAGAUAAGACCAAGAUCCACAUCAUGCCUGACAGUCCUGAAAUAAUUCUGGCAAAGGCAAAUGCCAUCAACACAAGUGAGAAAGCCUAUAAAGCAGCUUGGAAGGAAGUAAUAAAUAAAGGUCACAACCUCAAGCAAGACGCCAUAGCAGUUCAGGCUGCCAAGGCCUCCACACAUAUCGCCAGUAACUAUAAGUAUAAACUGGCCUAUGAGAAAGCAAGAGGACAUCACGUGGGCUUCCGCAGUAUCAAGGACGACCCCUUGCUAGUGCAUUACAUGGAGGUGGCCAAAAUGCAGAGUGACAGAAAUUAUAAGAAGGAGUACCACAAGGCCAAGCUGAAGUACCACGCACCGGUGGACAUGAUCAGUGUCGUGCAGGCUAAACUGGCCUCAAAAAUAGUCACCAAUGCCGGCUACAAGCAGCCUCAUCACCGCUACAUCCUCCUGCCCGAUGCAAUGAACAUGCAGCUGACCCGGAACAUGCAAAUGAUUUCCAGCGAUAAUGUCUACAAGAGUGAUUAUAAUAGUUAUAUGAAAGGCAUAGGAUGGAUACCUAUUGGCUCGUUGGAUGUACAGAAAGCCAAGACAGCAAGCCAGAUUCAAAGUGAGAAACUGUAUCGUCAACAUCCCAGCAUCUUUAAGUUUUCCAGAGACACCCAAGCCAUGGACAUAGCGCUGGCGAGAUCAAAUGCUCAGGUCAUGAACAAGAGAGCUUACAUUGAUGCUUGGGAAAAAGAGAAAACUAAGAUCCACAUGAUGCCAGACACCAUGGAGAUAACACUGGCACGACAGAAUAAAGUUACUUACAGCAAGAAACAGUAUUCACUUGCCAAUGAAGAGGCCAAGAAGAAGGGUUAUGACAUGCGACAUGACGCCAUUCCUAUCAAAGCAGCGAAGGCCUCCAGGGACAUUGCCAGUGAUUAUAAGUAUAAGGCUGGAUACCGGAAGCAAGUUGGCCACCAUAUCGGAGCCCGCAGCAUUCAGGACGACCCCUUGCUCAUGUUGGCUCUGAAUUCAGCCAAGAUCGCCAGCGAUGCGCUGUACAAGAAACACUUCAAUGAGUCCAAGACCAAAUUCCACCUUCCUGCUGAUAUGCUGAUCAUUGAGUUGGCAAAGAAGAACCAGAUUCAAGUCAAUGAUGCCAAUUACAGGACAUACCUUCACAACUGGACCUGUUUACCCGACCAGAGUGAUGUUGUACAUGCAAGGCACGUCUAUGACAUACAAAGUGAUGCUGUGUACAAGUCUGACCUGGGAUGGCUUAAGGGUAUGGGAUGGGUUCCCAUUGGUUCACUUGACGUCCUGAAGGCAAAGAAUGCUGCUGCAGCCCUGAGUGAAAAAUCAUAUCGCCAACAUCCAAGCAAAUUCAAAUUCACAAGCACAACCCAGAAUAUGGCAAUGGUUUUGGCUAAAGCCAAUGCAGACAUUGGGAACCAGAAAAAGUACACUGAAGCGUGGGAUAAAGACAAGACAAAAGUUCACAUGAUGCCAGACACCUUGGAGGUGACUCUGGCACGACAGAACAAAGUGAACUACAGUGUGAAACAAUACAAACUGGCCAAUGAAGAGGCCAAGAAGAAGGGUUAUGACAUGCGACAUGACGCCAUUCCUAUCAAAGCAGCGAAGGCCUCCAGGGACAUUGCCAGUGAUUAUAAAUAUAAGGCUGGUUACCGGAAGCAAGUUGGCCACCAUAUCGGAGCCCGCAGCAUUCAGGACGACCCCUUGCUCAUGUUGGCUCUGAAUUCAGCCAAGAUCGCCAGCGAUGCGCUGUACAAGAAACACUUCAAUGAGUCCAAGACCAAAUUCCACCUUCCUGCUGAUAUGCUGAUCAUUGAGUUGGCAAAGAAGAACCAGAUUCAAGUCAAUGAUGCCAAUUAUAGGACAUACCUUCACAACUGGACCUGUUUACCCGACCAGAGUGAUGUUGUACAUGCAAGGCACGUCUAUGACCUGCGGAGCGAUGCUGUGUACAAGUCUGAUCUGGGAUGGCUUAAGGGUAUGGGAUGGGUUCCCAUUGGUUCACUUGACGUCCUGAAGGCAAAGAAUGCUGCUGCAGCCCUGAGUGAAAAAUCAUAUCGCCAACAUCCAAGCAAAUUCAAAUUCACAAGCACAACCCAGGAUAUGCCAAUGGUUCUGGCUAAAGCCAAUGCAGACAUUGCGAACAAGAAAAAGUACACUGAAGUGUGGGAUAAAGACAAGACCAAAGUUCACAUGAUGCCAGACACCUUGGAGGUGACUCUGGGACGACAGAACAAAGUGAACUACAGUGUGAAACAAUACAAACUGGCCAAUGAAGAGGCCAAGAAGAAGGGUUAUGACAUGCGACAUGACGCCAUUCCUAUCAAAGCAGCGAAGGCCUCCAGGGACAUUGCCAGUGAUUAUAAGUAUAAGGCUGGAUACCGGAAGCAAGUUGGUCACCACAUCGGAGCCCGCAGCGUUCAGGACGACCCCUUGCUCAUGCUGGCUCUGAAUUCAGCCAAGAUCGCCAGCGAUGCGCUGUACAAGAAACACUUCAAUGAGUCCAAGACCAAAUUCCACCUUCCUGCUGAUAUGCUGAUCAUUGAGUUGGCCAAGAAGAACCAGAUUCAAGUCAAUGAUGCCAAUUAUAGGACAUACCUUCACAACUGGACCUGUUUACCCGACCAGAAUGACGUUGUACAUGCAAGGCACGUCUAUGACCUACGGAGUGAUGCUGUGUACAAGUCUGACCUGGGAUGGCUUAAGGGUAUGGGAUGGGUUCCCAUUGGUUCACUUGACGUCCUGAAGGCAAAGAAUGCUGCUGCAGCCCUGAGUGAAAAAUCAUAUCGCCAACAUCCAAGCAAAUUCAAAUUCACAAGCACAACCCAGGAUAUGCCAAUGGUUUUGGCUAAAGCCAAUGCAGACAUUGGGAACCAGAAAAAGUACACUGAAGCGUGGGAUAAAGACAAGACAAAAGUUCACAUGAUGCCAGACACCUUGGAGGUGACUCUGGCACGACAGAACAAAGUGAACUACAGUGUGAAACAAUACAAACUGGCCAAUGAAGAGGCCAAGAAGAAGGGUUAUGACAUGCGACAUGACGCCAUUCCUAUCAAAGCAGCGAAGGCCUCCAGGGACAUUGCCAGUGAUUAUAAGUAUAAGGCUGGAUAUCGGAAGCAAGUUGGCCACCAUAUCGGAGCCCGCAGCGUUCAGGAUGACCCCUUGCUCAUGUUGGCUCUGAAUUCAGCCAAGAUCGCCAGCGAUGCGCUGUACAAGAAACACUUCAAUGAGUCCAAGACCAAAUUCCACCUUCCUGCUGAUAUGCUGAUCAUUGAGUUGGCAAAGAAGAACCAGAUUCAAGUCAAUGAUGCCAAUUACAGGACAUACCUUCACAACUGGACCUGCUUACCAGAUUCCAAUGAUGUUGUUCAAGCCAAGAAAGUGUAUGACCUACUGAGCGAUGCUGUGUACAAGUCUGACCUGGGAUGGCUUAAGGGUCUGGGAUGGGUUCCCAUUGGUUCACUUGACGUCCUGAAGGCAAAGAAUGCUGCUGCAGCCCUGAGUGAAAAAUCGUAUCGCCAACAUCCAAGCAAAUUCAAAUUCAAAAGCACAACCCAGGAUAUGCCAAUGGUUCUGGCUAAAGCCAAUGCAGACAUUGGAAACCAGAAAAAGUACACUGAAGCGUGGGAUAAAGACAAGACAAAAGUUCACAUGAUGCCAGACACCUUGGAGGUGACUCUGGGACGACAGAACAAAGUGAAUUACAGUGUGAAACAAUACAAACUGGCCAAUGAAGAGGCCAAGAAGAAGGGUUAUGACAUGCGACAUGACGCCAUUCCUAUCAAAGCAGCGAAGGCCUCCAGGGACAUUGCAAGCGAUUAUAAGUAUAAGGCUGGAUAUCGGAAGCAAGUUGGCCACCACAUCGGAGCCCGCAGCAUUCAGGACGACCCCUUGAUCAUGCUGGCUCUGAAUUCAGCCAAGAUCGCCAGCGAUGCGCUGUACAAGAAACACUUCAAUGAGUCCAAGACCAAAUUCCACCUUCCAGCGGAUAUGCUGAUCAUUGAGAUGGCCAAGAAAUGCCAGACCCAAGUCAAUGAUGCACACUAUAGAACUUACCUUCACAACUGGACCUGCUUACCAGAUUCCAACGAUGUCGUCCAAGCUCGCAAAGUCUACGAUCUACAAAGCGAUGCUGUGUACAAGGCUGACUUAAAAUGGCUUCAGGGUAUGGGAUGGAUUCCUUUUGGCUCUCUUGAUGUGGAAAAAGCUAAGAAUGCAGCUGCAGCUCUAAGUGAGCGGAAAUACCGUCAGCAUCCCAGUACCGUACCAUUCAAAAUCCCUACUGAUUCCAUGGAAAUAGUUCUGGCAAAGACCAAUGCAGCGACCAUCAACCAGCGCCUGUACACCCAAGCCUGGGAAAAGGAUAAGACCAACAUUCACAUUAUGCCUGAUACGCCUGAGAUUGUGCUGGCUAAACAGAACAAACUCAACAACAGCUAUAAAUACUAUAAGCAAGGCUACGAGGAGAGUAUCAGGAAAGGCUACCACCUUCCCAAGGAUGCUGUUUCUGUCAAGGCGGCCAGAGUCUCCAGGGACAUAGCCAGUGAUUACAAGUACCAUGAAGGAUACCGCAAGCAAGUUGGCCACCACAUAGGAGCCCGCAGCGUUCAGGAUGACCCCUUGCUCAUGCUGGCUUUAAAUUCAGCCAAGAUCGCCAGCGAUGCGCUGUACAAGAAACACUUCAAUGAGUCCAAGACCAAAUUUAACCUUCCAGCGGAUAUGCUGAUCAUUGAGUUGGCCAAGAAAUGCCAGAUCCAAGUCAAUGAUGCAAACUAUAGAACUUACCUUCACAACUGGACCUGCUUACCAGACUCCAAUGAUGUCGUCCAAGCUCGCAAAGUCUAUGACCUACAGAGUGACGCUGUGUAUAAAGCUGACAUGGAGUUUAUGAAAGGCGUUGGGUGGGUCCCCAUCGGCUCUCUGGAUGUGGUAAAGGCCAAAAAGGCUGCAGAAAUUCUGAGUGACCAUAAAUACCGGCAAAAACCAGCACAGUUUAAAUUCACUCAGGAUAUGCAGUCCAUGCCUUUGGUUCUGGCCAAGACAAAUGCUCAGACAAUUAACAAGCGCCUGUACAAUGACGCCUGGGAGAAAGACAAGUUGAAAGUCCACGUGCCCCCAGAUACACCUGAGAUUGUCCUCUCAAGGGCCAAUGCGGCAAACAUUAGCAAGAAACUCUACAAACAAGGGUUUGAAGCGGCUAUCAGAAAGGGUCAUGAUAUUAAACCAGAUGCUGUAUUCAUCAGGGCUGCCAAAGCUUCGAGAGACAUUGCUAGUGAUUAUAAAUACAAAACCAGCUAUCGCAAGCAAGUUGGCCACCACAUCGGAGCCCGCAGCAUUCACGACGACCCCUUGAUCAUGUUGGCUCUGAAUUCAGCCAAGAUCGCCAGCGAUGCGCUGUACAAGAAACACUUCAAUGAGUCCAAGACCAAAUUCAACCUUCCAGCGGAUAUGCUGAUCAUUGAGAUGGCCAAGAAAUGCCAGAUGCAAGUCAAUGAUGCCAAUUACAGGACAUACCUACACAACUGGACCUGCUUACCAGAUUCCAAUGAUGUCGUUCAAGCCAAGAAAGUGUAUGACCUACGAAGUGACGCUGUAUACAAGGCUGAUAUGGAAUGGAUCCGUGGCAUGGGAUGGGUUCCCAUUGGCUCACUGGAUGUGGUGAAGGCCAAAAAGGCCGCUGAGAUCCUGAGUGACUGGAAGUAUCGGCAGCACCCAAGCAAAUUCAAGUUCACAAGCAAAACGGACUCCAUGCCUAUAGCACUUGCUCAGGCUAAUGCAAGGACAAUGGACCAGAGAGCAUACACCGAGGCAUGGAACAAGGAUAAGGUCAAAGUUCACAUAAUGCCCGACACGCCAGAAAUCAUCCUCGCUCAGCAAAAUAAACUGAACACCAGCAUGAAACAUUAUAAACAAGAAUUUCAAGAUGCUCUUAUGAAAGGGUAUUAUCUGCCCAAGGAUGCAGUUUCUGUGCUCGCAGCCAAAACUUCCAGGGACAUCGUCAGUGAUUAUAAAUACAAGACUGGCUACCGAAAGCAAGUUGGUCACCACAUUGGAGCUCUCAGUAUCCGUGAUGACCCACUGAUCAUGUUAGCUCUGAAUGCAGCUAAGAUCUCCAGUGAUCUUGUGUAUAAAAAGGACUUUGAAAAAACAAAGACCAAAUUCAAUCUCCCUGCGGAUAUGUUAGCCAUUGAACUGGCCAAGAAAUGCCAGAUCCAAGUCAAUGAUGCCAACUAUAGAACAUAUCUUCACAACUGGACCUGCUUACCAGACUCCAAUGAUGUCGUCCAAGCCAAGAAAGUGUACGACCUACGAAGUGAUGCGGUGUACAAAUCAGACUUAGAGUGGCUUCGAGGAUGCGGGUGGAUCCCUCAAGGUUCCGUGGAAGUCAACAAAGUCAAGAAUGCACAGAACAUUCUUAAUGAUCGACUGUACCGCCAACACCCCAGCACCGUGAAGUUCACCAGUGCUGUCGACCUGCCUGCCAUUGUCCUGGCUAAACAGAAUGCCGACACAAUUAGCGACUGGAAAUACAAGGCAGCAUGGGAAAAAGAUAAAAGGUCUAUACAUAUGAUGCCAGACACACCUGCAGUUGAACUAUCCAAAGCUAAUGCUAUUAAUAUCAGCAACAAAUUAUACACAAAGGCUUGGGAUGAUGCAAAGGCCAAGAGCUUUCUCAUUAAAGAAGAUGCUGUCUCUGUUUUGAAAGCCAAAGCUUCAAGAGAUAUCGCAAGUGAUUACAAGUACCAUGAAGGGUACCGCAAGCAAGUUGGCCACCACAUCGGAGCCCGCAGCAUUCACGACGACCCCUUGAUCAUGCUGGCUCUGAAUUCAGCCAAGAUCGCCAGCGAUGCGCUGUACAAGAAACACUUCAAUGAGUCCAAGACCAAAUUUAACCUUCCAGCGGAUAUGCUAAUGAUUGAGAUGGCCAAGAAAUGCCAGACGCAAGUCAAUGAUGCAAACUAUAGAACUUACCUUCACAACUGGACCUGCUUACCAGAUUCCAACGAUGUCGUCCAAGCUCGCAAAGUCUACGACCUUCAGAGCGAUGCUAUUUAUAAAUCUGACUUGACAUGGCUAAAAGGCACCGGUUGGAUACCACAUGAAUCUGUUGAGGUCAUUAAAGUAAAAAAUGCCCAGAAGGUUCUGGCUGAUAGAGGCUAUCGUGUCAAACUGGAUGAACAGAAGUACACAAUUCCUAUUGAGAGAGUGGACUUUGUUCGUGCUAAAAAUGCAGCCGAUAUUAUGAACGACGCAAAAUAUCACGAAGCUUGGAACCGUGAUAAAAUAAAGUACACCAUGUUGGACACCCCAGUGCUAGCAACAGCUAGAGAAGCAGCCAAAAACAUCAAUUUGAAACUGUACUCCCAAAACUGGGAUAAGAUAAAAGCCACAAGUUACUUCAUGCCACCAGAUGCUGUGUCCAUCAAGCAAUGCAUUCAGACGUCACGUAUGAAGAGUGAUUACAAGUACCACGAAGGAUACCGCAAGCAAGUUGGCCACCACAUAGGAGCCCGCAGCGUUCAGGACGACCCCUUGAUCAUGCUGGCCAUGAAUUCAGCCAAGAUUGCCAGCGAUGCGCUGUACAAGAAACACUUCAAUGAGUCCAAGACCAAAUUUAACCUUCCACCGGAUAUGCUAAUGAUUGAGAUGGCCAAGAAAUGCCAGAUGCAAGUCAAUGAUGAUAAUUAUAGAACACGUCUACAUAAAUGGAUUUGCAUGCCAGACCAGAAUGAUGUCAUCCAAGCCAGGAAAGCUUAUGAUCUUCGCAGUGAUAUUGUUUACAAGGCAGACAUGGAAUGGAUUCGCGGAUGUGGCUGGGUUGCAAUGGACUCGGUGGAUCAUGUUAAAGUCAGGAAAGCUCAAGAAAUUCUAAAUGAUAGGCAUUACAAAAAGGGCGCAAAAGAAAACUUUGCAAAGUUCUCACAUAUCGUGGAUCGUCCUGAGAUCCUCUUAGCCAAAGUCAACGCCGCUAACCUCAGUGAUUUGAAAUACAAGGAGUCGUUUAACCUGGAGAAGGGCAAAUAUAUUGGAGCACCUGACACUCUCCAGCUAGCUCAAAGCAGAGAAGUCUCCAAGAACAUCAGCGAGAAACUGUAUAAAUCUACCUGGGAUGCCACCAAAGCCACAAGCUACCAUUUGGAUGACAAGUACUACCCACUGUUAGGAGCAAAACAUGGGAGGGUAAUUGCAAGUUCGGUUAAAUACAAGGAUGCUCAUGAGAAGGCCAAGGGCCACUACAUGGCUUCGCAUCUGGUGGAUUUCCCAGAGGUUAUCCGUAACGCCGCAGUGGAGAAGAUGAAGGGACUGAGAGAAUAUCAAAAGGCAUACCAAACUACCAAGACCAAGGUCCACAUCCCUUUCGACAUGAUCAGCCAUGUUGUGGCCAAGAAGUGUCAGGAGAUCCUGAGCAAUGUGCAGUACCGCAACUAUCUGCACCAGUGGACCUGCCACCCAGAGCAGAACGACGCCAUCCAGGCUCGCAAAGCCAAUGAAAUCCUGAGCGAUGUGAUCUAUAAAGAAGACCUUAACUGGAUGAAAGGAGUCGGCUGUAAUGUGUGGGAUACGCCUGAGAUUGUGCGUGCCAAGAAGUCUUAUGAGCUACAGAGUGAUAUGAAGUACAAGGCACAAGGAAAGAAGGAAUUUAGUAAUUACUCAAUUGUCACAGACACCCCAGUCUAUGUCACUGCUGUCCUUGGCCAUACCUGGGCGAGUGAUCUAAACUACAAAGAGGCAUACCAAAAAGAGAAGCAUUUAUAUACUACCAUCUUAGAUACCUUUGAUUACCAGAGAUGUUAUAAUCUGAAAGAAGUCUACAGUCAUAGACUAUACAAAGAAGCCUGGGACAAGAUCAAAGCAAAGAGUUACACAUUGCCUGCGGACUCCCAUGCAUUGGUCCAUGCCAAGCAGCAGAAGGUCAUUCUAAGUCCUGUAAAGUACCGUGAGGAUUACGAGAAAGUUAAGGCUGUCUAUACUUUGCCAAAAUCUCUGGAGGACGAUCCCCAGGCUGCAAGAUGUAUCCGCACUGGGAAGUUCAUCCUCGACCGUUUGUACAAGAACGAUUACGAAAAGACCAAAGCGAAGCUGCAUUUGCCCCCAGACAUGCUAGAGGUGGUGGCUGCUCGGCAGACCCAGAAUGCGGUCACUGAGAUUAAUUACCGCAAGUACCUGCACCAGUGGACCUGCUUGCCUGAUAUGCAGGCCAAUAUUCAUGCUCGCAAGGUCAACGAGCAACUGAGUGAUGUCGUUUACAAGGAUGAUCUGAACUGGAUGAAAGGAGCAGGCUGCUACGUUUGGGACACACCUGAAAUAAUGCGCUGUAAACAUGCGAACGUUCUGCAGAGUGAUAAAAAAUACAGAGAAAAGGGCGUGGCGCAUUUCAAGGACUAUACCGUCGUUUUAGAAACUCCCACUUAUGAAACCUGCAAGCAAAGUUCUGUCAACUUGAGUGAUCUUCACUACCGGAAUGAGUACAGUACAAAUAUUAAGGGUAAAAACACAGCCCCCGCUGUUACAGUGGACACAGAGAGAGUCAAGCUGGCCAAUGCCAUUCAGAGUGAGAAACACUACAAAGAAGAUAACAUGAAGUCCAUGGCCACUGGAUACUCUCUCCCAUAUGACACUCCACUCAACCUUCAAGCAAAGAACAACAAGCUUAUUACCAGCAAUGUGAAGUACCGGGAGGCAUAUGACCUCAUGAAGGCAAAAAGCUACAAACUCGACCCCAACGGAGUCAACUUUGUCAAUAUUAAGAAAGCAAACGAAGUUACCAACCAGCGUUUGUACCGUGAGAAGUAUGAAAAGGAGAAGGAUAAGAUCCAUUCCAUCUAUGACACCCCAGAGAUAAAACAGGUCAAGGCUACUCAAGAAGCCAUCAGCGACAUUAGCUACAAAGAGAAGUACUACAGCUCCCGAGGCCACCUGAUCUCCAUGCCAAUCACUCCGGAACUGAUGCACUGCCACCAUGUCAAUCAAAUCACCAGUGAUCUGAAAUACAAAGAGGACUUGCACUGGCUGAAGGGCCUGGGCUGUUUCCUGUACGACACGCCUGAGAUGGUUCACAUCCGGAACAUCACCAAAUUCCGUACCAACUACCCACUUGACGCGAAGAAGCUGCACAGCCAUUUCACUGUCGUCCUCGACACUCCAGAGUACAAACGUGUGACUGAGCUGAAGACUCACAUGAGUGAUCUGGUUUACAAAGCCCAAGGUAAUGAAGUGAAAACCAAGUGUACCAGCACGGCGGACAGCAUAGAUAUACAGAGAGUCAAGUGGGCCCAGCAGCUAAGCAACAAGUAUAAGUACACAGAACUGGCCUCCAAAGAAAGGGCUCACUUUACUCCUGAGAUCAACACUCCAGCUCUGCAACACGCCCGGCAUAUGAAGACAGUGGUCAGCGAGAAAAAAUACAAGAGUCAGUAUGAGCAGCUGAAGCACAGGUACACGGCCAUCGCUGACACUCCCUUAGUUAUCCGUGCAAAGAAAGCCUACCUCAAUGCCAGUGAUCUUCGCUACAAGGAAACCUUUGAGAUGCAGAAGGGUCACUACCGCACAGUAAAGGAUGCCAUAGACAUCAUUUACCAUCGGAGGGUGACUGAUGACAUCAGUGAGGUGAAAUACAGAGAGAAGUACAUCAACUCUCUAGGCCUCUGGAGAUCCACCCCCGACCGUCCUGAACUGUUCCAUCACAGAGUCGUCCGUGACUCUAUUAGUGAUAUCAAGUACAAGGAGGACCUGACCUGGCUAAAGGGUAUUGGGUGCUAUGUGUGGGACACACCAGACCUGCUACAGGCCGAGAGGAACAAGGCUCUUUAUAGUGAGAGACUUUACAAAGCGUCAUUUGAGAAGAACCGAGCCAACUUCAGCUAUACUGCUGAUACUCCGUUCUUCAGAAGUGCCAAAUCGGCAUCUUUGCUCAUCAAUGACAUCAGGUAUAAAUCCAAGGCUAAGGAACUUCACAAGGGUGGCUGCAAUGAGCUGCGCCGACCAGACAUCCUGGGUGCCCUUUAUAACUCCUUUAUGUGGAGUAAGUGGAAGUACAAGGAGAAGUAUGAGCGUGAAAAGGACAAGUUCACCCCCGUCUUGGACACGCCUGAACGUGAAGUGCACAAGCGCAGCAAGCUGAUCAGUGACAUUAUCUAUAAGAUGCAAUACAACAAGACCAAAGCCAAGGCUUAUACUCUGGGCCACGACACUCCACUCCAGCAGCACAUGAAGAGGGUCAAUGAAAUUUCAAGCAUGCUGAAGUACAAAGAGGCGUACGAGAGGGAGAAGAGCCACAUCACCAUGUCUCCUGAUGCGUAUGACAUCAGAGCGGCCAAGGAAGCGUAUCAGAACAUCAGCAACCUGGACUACAAAAAGAAGUAUGAAGCCAAUAAAGCGAAAUGGAUAUGGACCGUGGAUAGACCUGAUUUUGUACAUGCAUUCAAGACUGGGGUUCAGCAGAGCGAUGUUGAGUACAAGUAUGACAAGGAGAUGCUGAAGGGCUGCAAAAUAUCCGUCACGGAUGACAAGUACAUCACCCUGGCCAAGCAAUCCACAGAAAUGGCCAGCGACGUGAAAUAUAAGGAGAAGUAUGAGAAAUCCAAGGGUAUCUACCAGGCUGUUCCAGACACUCCUCAAAUUAUCCAUGCAAAAUCAGUCGGCUCUCUGGUAUCUGAAACAAAAUAUAAGGAGGCCAGUAAGAAGCAGAUGCAGACUGGUUCCUUCACCACUCUGCCUGAGACCCGCGAAACCACACACAGCAAAGAGGUGGCCAAGCUUGUGAGUGGGAAACUGUAUAAACAGCAGUUUGAGAAAGAGAAGGGUAAGGCAAAGUACAACACCAUGACAGCCCCCAGUGUGAAGCAUGCUAUGGAGGUGGCCAAGAACCAGAGCAAUUUUGCUUACAAGCAAGAAGCUAAAGCCAAGUUGCAUUACACGCCAGUACCUGACCGGCCCGACAUCAAGAAGGCCACAGAGGCAGCCAAGCUGAUAAGCGACAUCGGAUACCGUAAGAAGGUGACCGCUGGAGUAGCGAUGGCCAGCCGCCCGGAUAUCGCUCUGGCCACAGAGGUGGCCAAAUUGACCAGCCAGGUGGAGGAGGGGCCUUCGGCCCAUGGAACCGCCUCCCUUAAUACCCCGCAGAUGCGUCACAUUAAGAAAAUGAGUGUCCUGACUAGUGAUUUGAAGUACAAAGAGAAGUUUGACAAAGAAGUGAGGGGGGUGAAACCACAGUAUGACUUGAAGAGCAGUAAGAUUUACCAGACUAUGAAGGAUGCCAAUACUCUUGCAAGUGAGGUGAAAUACAAGGGUGACCUGAAGAAGAUGCAUAAACCUGUGACGGACAUGGCCGAGUCUCUAUCCAUGCAGCACGGUCUGACCACCAGCAAGCUCUCCAGCGAUUAUCAGUACAGGAGGAAAUUUGAGGAGAGUAAAGGUCACUACCACAUGAUUCCAGACACACCUGAACAGAUCCAUCACAAGGAGACCACAGAACUUCAAAGCCAAGUGAAAUACAAGGAAAAGUAUAACAAGGAGAAAGGCAAGGCCAUGCUUGACUUCGAGACGCCCACAUAUGUUACAGCCAAAGAGUCACAGCACAUGCAGAGCCAGAAAAAUUAUAAGAAGGACUUUGAGGAGUCCAUUAAAGGCAGGAACCUCUCAGGCUUGGAGGUCACCCCCGCCAUGUUAUAUGUCAGACACGCCACCAAAAUAGCCAGUGAGAAAGUGUACAGGAGAGAUCUAGAGGAAGGGGUGAAAGGUAAAGGGAUAACUUUGCUGGAGGAAACUCCCGAACUAUUGAGAGCAAAGAAUGCUACUCACAUUCUGAAUGAGAGAGAGUACAAGAAGGCAUUGGAGCAAGAGAUAAAAGGCAAGGGAAUGUUAGCAUUAGCCACAGAUACACCAGAUUUCAUGAGAGCAAAGAACGCUACUGACAUCCUCAGUCAGAGCAAGUAUAAGCAGAUAGCUGAGCAGGAUCGCUCUAGCUACACCACGGUGAUCGAUACCCCCGACAUCAUUCACGCUCAGCAGAUCAGGAACAUUGUCAGCCAGAAAAAGUACAAGGAAGAGGCAGAAAGAAUAAUGUCCCAUUAUGUACCGGUUCUGGACACGCCAGAGAUGCAGAGGGUACGCGAGAACCAGAGGAACUUCAGCACUGUAUUGUAUAAGGACAGUUCGUCAAAGGGAACACCAGUCAUAUAUACUCCAGAGAUGGAAAGGGUGAAGCGCAGCCAGGAAAACAUUAGCUCGGUGCUGUAUUCUGACAGCUUCCGCAAGCAGGUGCAGGGUAGAGCUGCAUUUGUCUUAGACACCCCUGAGAUGAGACGUGUCAAGGAGACCCAGAGGAUCAUUUCUGGUGUACGGUACCACCAGGACUUUGAGAAGCAGAAGGGUAGCUUCACAUCUGUGGUGACCGACCCCGUCACCGAGCGUGUGAAGAAGAACAUGCAGGACUUCAGUGAUAUCAACUACCGUGGCAUCCAGAGGCGUGUGGUGGAGAUGGAGAGGAGAAGAACUAUUGAGCAUGACCAGGAGACCAUCACAGACUUGCGUGUGUGGCGCACAAACCCAGGCUCGGUCUUUGAUUACGACCCAGCAGAGGACAACAUACAGUCCAGAAGCCUGCACAUGAUGUCUGUCCAAGUUCAGCGCCGAAGCAAAGAGCACUCCCGUUCAACCAGUGCCAUGAGUGCCGGCGAUGAGAAAUCGGAAGUCUCGGAGAACGUGGAGCACCACAUGUCCCUCUACAGCAAUGGCUUCCCCACCUCCUCAACAGGGUAUCAACAAGCCAAGACAGUUGAGCUCCAACAAAGAUCUUCCUCUGUGGCCACCCAGCAAACCACAGUGUCCUCUGUUCCCUCCCACCCAUCUACAACUGGGAAAACGGUGCGUGCCUUGUAUGACUACACCGCUGCCGACAACGACGAGGUGUCCUUCAAAGACGGGGAUGUCAUCGUGAACGUUCAAUCCAUCGACGAAGGCUGGAUGUACGGCACUGUACAGCGCACUGGGAAGACUGGGAUGCUGCCAGCAAACUACGUGGAGGCAAUCUGAGGACUCAGCAGUCAGCACAAAAUGUCCAUAUGGUGUGGGGCACAUGCAUGGGUUAAAAAAAAAAAAAGCUUCUAGGUUAGUAGUAUUCAUAGAGUAGAUGCUUUACGUUGUACUUCAGUCUACCAAGUGCAGUUUUACGAGUGUACUGUGCCUACCCACCCUGGAUAUUUCCAGUGCUACACUGACAAAAUGAGCAAUCAGAUGAAUCGCAUAUGAGAAUGUCUUUUCCAUUCAAUGCAUACUAUUAAAGAGCCACUUUUUAUAUUUUAAACGUAUCAGUAAUGUGAAGUAUCAAAAAAUGAGAACCUAAUGGUCUUAAAAUUCUGUGCAAAGUGUAUUACCCUCCAAUAUACAACCUAGUUUAAUAAUUUUCCUUUCAACAAAAAAGUAGAGGGGAAAAAAAAAGUAUAAAAUCCAACGUGACUUCUGAUUAAUUAAUUCAUGGAAACUUCUCUGAAACAAAGUACUUUUAAAGAUUAAAACAAAGGCCUCUUCCCUCGUCUGGUAAAGGCUGGCCACUGGUGCAUGUGACUUCUUUCCCGAUUACUCAGGUCUGAAGGGUAAAAUAAAACAAACCUGUGUAAGUAGAUAAUAAACUACACGACUUCAUGCAA
Brienomyrus brachyistius is the source of this 19268-nucleotide messenger RNA. RefSeq names its product nebulin-like. The coding region runs from base 175 to 18654 and encodes 6159 amino acids. NCBI's taxonomy places the organism in Eukaryota, Metazoa, Chordata, Actinopteri, Osteoglossiformes, Mormyridae. Gene Ontology annotation, cellular component: Z disc. Gene Ontology annotation, molecular function: actin filament binding. Gene Ontology annotation, biological process: cardiac muscle thin filament assembly. The record is from RefSeq and is a predicted model, not a curated record. The transcript is spliced from 135 exons.